GCCUUCAAAGCCGAAGCUGAAAUGGCCUCAAAACUUAAGACCUUCAUCAAGCUUCGUGGCUACCCAAUAACCCUAUUCAAUCAGAAUCGAUCACUAUCCUCAAAUCCAUCUUCACGGAUUCUCGUACAUACUAACCAAUCGCACUACAGGAAACGAAUUUUACUCGCGGAUCUCCUUCAGAGGUAUGGUUUCCCUCCUUCUUCUCUCCAACACUUCCUCUCAAGGAACAGUCACCUGCUGAAUUCGGAUUUAACAGAGACCGAGACCUCUCUCGGUGUCUUGUUGUCGUUGAAACUCCCUCAGAAAUCACUCGUUUCGCUGAUUUGCGAUUGCCCUAAUGUUCUGCGAUCAGAGUUCUUAAGGAAAUGGAGAGUUCCUCUUUCCGAAUGCGGUAAACAGGGAGUCGCGCCUUCCGCGUUUAAGAGCGUCCUUGAGCAUUCUAGUAGAAUUGGGAUUGGUCCAGAUAAGUUUUAUGAAUGCUUAAGGGUUUUGAAGGGUUUAGGCUUUUGUGAUAGUACUGUGAGUAGGAUUUUAAGCGCAUUCCCUGGAGUUUUGUUAGUGAAUGAGGUUGAAAUUCGCAGAAAGAUUGAAUUUUUAGUUGGAAUCGACAUUGCUCUAGAUAACGUUGAGAGGUUCUUUCACGUUUUUCCUGAGAUUUUAGGGAUUGGUACUGAGACUAGACUUAAGCCAUUGCUAGAUGAGUUUAUGAAGAUGGGGUUUAGCAAGGAUGAUGUUAAGAAAGAUAUUGCUAGAGAACCUAGAGUUCUUGGCUUGGAGUUAGGAGAGCUUCCGCGGUGUUUGGAGCUGAUCAACACAUUGAAAUGCCGGGAAGUGAUCAGAGUUAGUAUUCUCAGCGAGGGUGCUUUCCGUGCUGGGUUUCAAGUGAAACUCAGAGUUGAUUGUUUAUGCAAAUACGGGUUGAUCCAUAGAGACGCAUUCAAGGUUGUAUGGAAAGAGCCGAGGGUGAUCUUAUAUGAGAUAGAGGAUAUAGAGAAGAAGAUUGUGUUUUUGACUAACAGAAUGGGAUUUCAUAUUAAUUGCUUAGCUGAUGUACCAGAGUAUCUAGGGGUUAAUCUUCAGAAGCAGAUCGUUCCGCGGUACAAUGUCAUUGAUUACUUGAAACUGAAAGGUGGUCUUGGCUGUGAUAUUGGAUUGAAAGGUUUGAUCAAACCAAGCAUGAAAAGAUUCUAUAAUUUAUACGUGAAGCCAUACCCAGAGUGUGAAAGAAUCUUUGGCAAGAGAAAAGAGAGUGUCCGAGUGAAAAAUCGACAUCCCGCUGGGCUUUGGAAGCUUAUGAAGCCGUCUAGCCAUCUAACAACAAAGGAAGAUGUGGUAAACAUGAAGGCAUUUAUAGGGCCACUUGCGUAGUAGGUUUAGAUCUGCUUGGAACAAAGAUUGCCUCUUACUAGAUUGAAAUAUACCGACCUCUCUUAUCUGUAUUCUCGCUCCCUCACUUUACUACGAUCUGCUCUGAAUCGAUAUGAGUUCAGGAAACUUCCAUGAGCCAUCGAAUCCGAUUUCAUGGCUUGAUCAUUCAAAGGACAAUACAUAUUCCUGACGAAAAAUACUGAAUAAUCACUCGCUUCUCGUUCUGCAUGCUGUGGAGGCAGAAGACAUUAGCAAAGUGAUAAGGACGUGCGAGGGAGCUGAUACAAGCAAUGAGGAGCGCAAAAGAUUGUAACAACCUUCUCAUGUUCUCAUGCUUAUCGGUAGUAGUCAUCGAGUCUGUAAUCAUUAUACUAGCAUUGUACUCUGAGUGUAAAGGUGACACAUGUGUCAUCUGAGAGAGGAUUGAUGUUUCUAGUGAUGUGCUAGAAAGGUCCUCUUCUAUACAAUGUAUCGUUUGGGUUAAGAUAUCAAUUCUUAACAGAAAGCUAUUGCCUCCCAUCUCCAGUUCGGCAAUUCAUUGCACAAAUGAUUUGCUGAGCAAAUGUAAUGACUUUGGUUGUCAAAAGUUGAGAGCUUUCCAA
Capsella rubella is the source of this 1970-nucleotide messenger RNA. Its product is annotated as transcription termination factor MTERF15, mitochondrial. The transcript has a single exon. The record is from RefSeq and is a predicted model, not a curated record. Gene Ontology annotation, molecular function: double-stranded DNA binding. Lineage: Eukaryota; Viridiplantae; Streptophyta; Magnoliopsida; Brassicales; Brassicaceae. Gene Ontology annotation, biological process: regulation of DNA-templated transcription. Bases 22 to 1368 code for a protein of 448 amino acids.